UUGAUUUGGAUAUAUAGGCAGCGUUUUCAUCAGUUGAGUAAAGCAGUUCGAGCCCAGAAAGCAAGAGAACAAGACGAAAGAUACCACGUGCUACUACCCAAGCAACUCUACAAAGUACACAUUUUUUCUUGAAAGAAAAAGUAAAAUUUGAAAAAAGACAUGGCCAAGAAAGCACCCUGCAUUGGUAUUGAUCUGGGUACUACAUACUCAUGUGUAGGAGUAUUCCAACAUGGUAAAGUGGAGAUUAUCGCCAACGACCAGGGCAAUCGUACAACUCCAUCUUAUGUUGCCUUUACCGAUACCGAACGUUUGAUUGGAGAUGCCGCUAAAAAUCAGGUUGCCAUGAACCCAAUCAACACAGUUUUUGAUGCCAAACGUUUGAUCGGUCGUCGUUUUGAAGAUGCUUGUGUUCAGAGCGACAUGAAGCAUUGGCCUUUUAAAGUGGUUAGCGAUGGAGGAAAGCCGAAAAUCCAGGUUGAAUACAAGGGCGAGACCAAGACUUUCUCUCCGGAAGAGGUCUCGUCUAUGGUGCUUGUGAAGAUGAAGGAAACAGCCGAGGCUUAUCUUGGACAGAAGGUGACGGAUGCUGUCAUCACUGUUCCUGCCUACUUCAACGAUUCCCAACGUCAGGCAACAAAAGAUGCUGGAACUAUUUCAGGCUUGAAUGUCCUUCGUAUCAUCAACGAGCCCACUGCUGCAGCUAUUGCUUAUGGUCUUGAUAAAAAGGUCACUGGCGAACGCCAUGUCUUGAUCUUCGAUCUUGGAGGCGGUACUUUCGAUGUUUCCAUGCUUACCAUUGAGGAAGGAAUUUUCGAGGUCAAGUCUACAGCUGGAGAUACUCAUUUGGGUGGUGAAGAUUUUGACAACCGAAUGGUCAACCACUUUGUACAAGAAUUCAACCGAAAACACAAGAAGGAUCUGUCAUCCAAUCCACGAGCUCUUCGUCGUCUUCGCACAGCCUGCGAGCGUGCUAAGCGAACGCUUUCUUCUUCCAGCCAGGCCUCAAUUGAGAUCGACUCGCUCUUUGAGGGUAUCGACUUCUACACCAGCAUUACAAGGGCUCGUUUUGAAGAACUUUGCGCCGAUCUUUUCCGUGGAACCUUGGAACCUGUAGAAAAGGCCCUUCGAGAUGCCAAGAUGGACAAGGCUCAAAUUCACGAAAUCGUUUUGGUCGGAGGUUCAACUCGUAUUCCCAAGAUUCAGAAGAUGUUGCAGGAUUUCUUCAACGGAAAAGAGUUGAACAAGUCUAUCAACCCUGAUGAAGCCGUCGCCUAUGGCGCUGCAGUCCAAGCUGCUAUCCUUCACGGAGACAAGUCUGAGGCUGUUCAAGAUCUGCUGCUGCUCGACGUUGCUCCUCUAUCCUUGGGCAUUGAAACUGCAGGCGGUGUGAUGACAUCCCUCAUCAAGCGAAACACCACCAUUCCGACAAAGCAAACUCAGGUUUUCACCACCUAUGCUGACAAUCAACCCGGUGUGCUGAUCCAGGUGUACGAAGGAGAACGAGCGAUGACCAAGGACAACAAUCUGCUGGGAAAAUUCGAAUUGACUGGAAUCCCUCCCGCACCACGAGGUGUUCCCCAGAUUGAAGUUACUUUCGAUAUCGAUGCUAACGGCAUCUUGAACGUGACUGCUGCCGACAAAUCAACUGGUCGCGAAAACAAGAUCACGAUUACAAACGACAAGGGUCGUCUGUCGAAGGAAGAGAUCGAGCGCAUGGUCAACGAUGCCGACAAGUACCGUGAUGAAGAUGAGAAGCAGCGUGAACGAGUAUCGGCCAAGAAUGCUCUCGAAUCUUAUUGCUUUAACAUGAAGCAGACAAUGGAAGAUGACAAGGUCAAGGAUAAGAUUCCAGAGUCUGAUCGCCAGACCGUGUUGGACAAAUGCAGCGAAGCUAUCAAGUGGCUGGACGCUAAUCAGCUUGCCGAUAAAGAGGAAUUUGAGCACAAGCUCAAGGAAAUUGAAGGAGUUUGCAAGCCUAUCAUCACCAAGUUGUACGCAGCCGGUGGAGCACCGCCAGGAGGAAUGCCUGGUGGUAUGCCCGGAGCCGCUGGAGGUGCUCCUCCCCGUGGUGGAGCUGGUGGCCCAACCAUUGAAGAAGUUGAUUAAUCUCUGAAUUUCUUACUAAACUUAUUGAACUGAACUUGAUCAAACUUUUUUAAUACCUUUUCUAAAAUCACUAUGCGAGUUGCCUAGUCUAUUUGAGUUGUCAAGAUGUUUGAAUGUUACUUUGCGAUUAAAUGUAUUCCUGAUCCAUACGCGGAUAAAUGAAAAAUACAGUUGUACGAAGACAAA
Daphnia pulicaria is the source of this 2292-nucleotide messenger RNA. Its product is annotated as heat shock 70 kDa protein cognate 4-like. Gene Ontology annotation, cellular component: nucleus; cytoplasm; cytosol. The transcript has 4 exons. The record is from RefSeq and is a predicted model, not a curated record. NCBI's taxonomy places the organism in Eukaryota, Metazoa, Arthropoda, Branchiopoda, Diplostraca, Daphniidae. The coding region runs from base 160 to 2106 and encodes 648 amino acids. Gene Ontology annotation, molecular function: ATP-dependent protein folding chaperone; ATP binding; misfolded protein binding. Gene Ontology annotation, biological process: cellular response to unfolded protein; vesicle-mediated transport; protein refolding.